AUGGGAAAAAAUGUUAAUAUUCGUUUGAUUGAUUUUCCACUGAUUCAUCCACGAGCGUCAAAUCUUAUCAAAGCUCAAUACAGAAAUUUUCGCGAUCAAUUGACUAAAAUGAUACUGACCAGUGAUACACAUCGGCGAGAACGAGAUAAACGCGUCAGUACGAUGAAGAAAACCAGCAAAGAUUCAUAUGAUCAAUAUAUUAGUGAUCAAGCUAAUCGUCUGAAUGCCAACCAACAACGUAUCAAAGAAAUUCGCAUUGCACCAGUCUACUAUUUGCUGGCGAAAUCCUCAUGUGAUUGUGGACAAGCCGAUACUGGCGGGUGGCAAGAAAGUCAAGAAACUUUCCUACAAGGUACAAUUCGAGAUCCAAUCCAACCCGAUCGAAUUCGGUUGGCUUAUGCUCAUAAGUAA
Molecule: messenger RNA, 411 nt
Organism: Rotaria sp. Silwood2
Lineage: Eukaryota; Metazoa; Rotifera; Eurotatoria; Philodinida; Philodinidae
Source: the annotation of a GenBank genome assembly